This is a messenger RNA of Papaver somniferum (opium poppy), 1958 nucleotides long. RefSeq names its product chaperonin CPN60-like 2, mitochondrial. Gene Ontology annotation, molecular function: ATP-dependent protein folding chaperone; ATP binding. The transcript has 17 exons. Lineage: Eukaryota; Viridiplantae; Streptophyta; Magnoliopsida; Ranunculales; Papaveraceae. Gene Ontology annotation, biological process: protein refolding. The record is from RefSeq and is a predicted model, not a curated record. The coding region runs from base 77 to 1795 and encodes 572 amino acids. Gene Ontology annotation, cellular component: cytosol; mitochondrion.
CUACAACUCUUUCGGUAUUACAGCCAACAAAAAACCCUCACAGAAAAGAAAAAAAACCCCUUAAACCCUACUAAAAAUGUACAGAUUAGCUUCAAAACUUGCUUCAUCAAUCAGUUCUUCUUCCGCAAAGAAACUGGUUGGUAGUAGAGUUCUGCUGAGCAGAAAUUAUGCAUCCAAGGACAUUAAUUUCGGGGUUGGUGCUCGAGCAGCAAUGUUGCAGGGUGUUACUCAGGUUGCUAAUGCUGUGAAGGUCACUAUGGGGCCUAAGGGUCGUAAUGUGAUUAUAGAGAGCAGUUUUGGUGCUCCAAAGGUUACUAAGGAUGGAGUGACUGUUGCCAAAAGCAUCAGUUUUGAGGACAAGGCUAAGAAUGUUGGUGCUUCUCUUGUAAAACAGGUUGCCACUGCUACAAAUACGACUGCAGGGGAUGGUACGACUUGUGCAACUGUUCUUACACAGGCAAUUCUCACCGAAGGCUGCAAAUCAGUGGCUGCUGGUGUCAAUGUUAUGGACCUACGCAAGGGUAUCAAUGUGGCAGUCGAUGCUGUUAUCUCUGACUUGAAAAGAAAAGCUUUGAUGAUCAGCACACCAGAAGAAAUUGCCCAGGUGGGUACCAUUUCCGCAAAUGGUGAAAGGGAGAUUGGGGAGAUGUUAGCAAGAGCAAUGGAGAAAGUUGGAAAGGAAGGAGUUAUCACCGUUGCUGAUGGUAAUACUAUGGAAAAUGAAUUGGAAAUUGUGGAAGGAAUGAAGCUAGGGAGAGGAUUUAUCUCGCCUUAUUUUAUUACCGAUGAGAAGACACAAAAAUGUGAAUUGGAUCAUCCUCUGAUUCUUAUUCAUGACAAGAAGAUAUCUGACAUGACCUCGCUAGUCAAAAUACUGGAGGUGGCUGUUACGAAAAACAGACCCCUUCUGAUUGUGGCUGAGGAUGUCGAAAGUGAGGCUUUGACGAUGUUAAUACUCAACAAGCAUCGUGCUGGAGUUAAGGUUUGCGCCAUCAAAUCUCCUGGUUUUGGUGAAAAUCGUAGAGCAAACUUGGAAGAUCUAGCGGUGCUCACAGGAGGCCAGCUUAUCACAGAAGAUCAGGGUUUAAAACUUGACAAAGUACAUAUUGGAAUGCUCGGCACUGCAAAAAAGGUCACAGUUUCCCUUGAUGACACCAUUAUUCUACAUGGUGGUGGUGACAAGAAACUCAUUGAAGAAAGAUGCGAGCAGCUUAGGACAUCGCUGGAGAAUAGCAGCUCCAUGUUUGACAAGGAGAAGGCACAAGAGCGGUUGUCAAAGCUGUCAGGAGGUGUUGCUGUCUUCAAGGUUGGAGGAGCUAGCGAAGCAGAAGUCGGAGAGAGAAAAGACAGGGUCACAGAUGCUUUAAAUGCUACAAAAGCUGCGGUGGAAGAGGGUAUUCUUCCAGGUGGUGGUGUUGCUCUUUUGUACUCUUCAAGAGUGUUAGAUAACCUUCAAACCGCAAACAAUGACCAAAAAAGAGGUGUGGAGAUAAUCCAGAAUGCGUUAAAGGCUCCAACAUUUACGAUAUCUGAAAAUGCUGGUGUUAAUGGUGCCGUAGUUGUAGGCAAACUAUUGGAUCAAGAUAAUGUCAAUCUAGGCUACGAUGCUUCCAAGGGUGUGUAUGUCAAUAUGGUGGAGGCCGGAAUCAUCGAUCCUCUUAAAGUUAUCAGAACAGCCUUAGUAGAUGCUGCCAGUGUCUCGUUACUACUGACAACAACAGAAGCGUCAAUUGUGGAGAGUGCUGAUGCGAAAAGUUCAACGCCAAGUCGAAUGCCACAAAUGGGUGGCUACUAAUCAUUUAGGUAGAAACCAUAGAAUAGAUCAGUUGGUGGACUGUAAAAUUAAGAUAUUUUUUUUGCCUUUUAUGUUUCAAUAGAGAAUUUAUGAUAGCUUGUAUACAAUUGUAUGGAAGAGAAUACUGCAUACAGAAUAAGCAGAGAUCACAAACAUUUCAUGA